CGGUUUCACACUUCACAGAAAAGUUUAGCACAAUAGCAGCAGCAUCAACAAGCUCAGACAAGUAAAACCGAAAGCAAACACAACGCAACGCAUUGGACGAUACAAAUAUACUACGCCGUACCAGUGAACAGAAUAAAUAUAUUUUUCAUUUUAUUAAAUUACAUUAUUAUUAAAAUUGAAUUAUUUUAUAAUAAGUAAUAAAAAUGAGUGCUGCUGCUUCAAAGUCUCGAACUCUACCUGUCCAGGAAGCCGAGGACAUUGAUGAUGAAACUUCUCAAGCUAAGCUCAUUUCAUGCCUGGAGGGCAACGGAAUUACUGCUGGUGAUAUUGCUAAGCUGAAAGAGGCUGGUUAUUAUACAAUUGAAGAAAUAGCAUUCACACCAAAGAAGAAUUUGCUAACAAUAAAAGGUAUCAGUGAGGCUAAAGCUGAUAAAAUUCUUCAAGAAGCAUCAAAACUUAUGGUAAUGGGAUUCAAAAGUGCCACCGAAAUUCAUCAGAUCCGAUCAAAUAUUAUUUACAUCUCAACUGGAUCAUCAGAGCUCGACAGAUUGCUAGGAGGUGGCAUAGAAACCGGAUCAAUAACUGAAAUUUUUGGUGAAUUUCGUACCGGUAAAACUCAAUUGGCUCAUACACUGGCAGUUAAUUGUCAAUUGCCCGUAGAUAUGGGUGGUGCUGAAGGUAAAUGUUUGUACAUCGAUACUGAGGGAACCUUCAGAACAUCUCGUUUAAUAGCAGUAGCCGAAAAAUUUAAAAUAGCGCCCGAAAAUGUCCUCGAUAAUGUAGCCUGUGCUAGAGCUUACAAUACGGAUCAUCAGACUCAACUUUUAGUGAUGGCUAGUGCCAUGAUGACUGAAUCAAGAUACGCUUUACUUAUUGUCGACAGUGCAACAGCAUUAUAUCGUACAGAUUAUUCAGGUCGUGGUGAAUUGUCUGCUCGGCAAAUGCACUUGGCACGAUUCCUUAGAAUGUUACUGAGAAUUGCUGACGUGCAUGGUGUGGCUGUUGUUAUUACCAAUCAAGUGGUAGCUCAAGUUGACGGAGCAGCAAGUAUGUUUGGUGGUGAUCAAAAAAAACCUAUUGGAGGUAACAUAAUUGCUCAUGCUAGUACAACUCGACUUUAUUUAAGAAAAGGUCGUGGAGAAACGAGAAUAUGUAAAAUUUAUGAUUCACCUUGUCUUCCUGAAGCUGAAGCCAUGUUUGCUAUCAAUGCUGAUGGUAUUGGAGACGUCAAAGAAUAAUAAUAUCAUUUUAUAACUUCAUUAUUUUGUUUAAAUUAUAUUUUUAUUCAACUGCCUUUUUUUUGCUUAUAAUUCAUUUUUAUUAAGGUAAUAAUUCAAUAUUUUAAUUGAUAAGACCAAUCAAUUAUCCUUGUGGAGGAUACGUUUUGAUAAAUUUUAAAACAAGAUCUCCAGCGCUGGUAUUAAAGACUGACUUCUCUCUAUAGCAUCAUCUAGUAUUCAUUUUAAGACAAUAAUGAUAGUACUAAUGAUUUAAUCUGUCUCUUUUUUUCGUAAUGACAUAGUGGAAUCUUUAAUAAUUGAUUAAUAAGACCAAUAUCUAGCAGAAGAAAUGGCAAAAACAUUUUUAUAUUUUUAUUUUAUUUUCAUAUUUUCGUUUACAAUCAAUGCUCAUACAUCAUACAAAUUAUUGACGGUAUUUUAAAGUUAAAUACGAAAUAGUUAAUUAAAUUAUAAUAAAAGGCACUUGGUUGAUAAUUAUUUCUACUAUUAAUUAUAUUUUUUAAGAUCAUUCCAAAUUAUUACACAGAAAAAAUAAUUUAA
Messenger RNA from Microplitis mediator, 1781 nucleotides. RefSeq names its product DNA repair protein RAD51 homolog A (gene spn-A). Gene Ontology annotation, cellular component: condensed nuclear chromosome. Bases 204 to 1238 code for a protein of 344 amino acids. NCBI's taxonomy places the organism in Eukaryota, Metazoa, Arthropoda, Insecta, Hymenoptera, Braconidae. Gene Ontology annotation, biological process: reciprocal meiotic recombination; DNA strand invasion; mitotic recombination-dependent replication fork processing. The transcript has 2 exons. Gene Ontology annotation, molecular function: DNA strand exchange activity; ATP hydrolysis activity; ATP binding. The record is from RefSeq and is a predicted model, not a curated record.